Molecule: messenger RNA, 510 nt
Organism: Desarmillaria tabescens
Lineage: Eukaryota; Fungi; Basidiomycota; Agaricomycetes; Agaricales; Physalacriaceae
Exons: 2
Coding region: 1-510 (169 amino acids)
Source: RefSeq, a predicted model, not a curated record
AUGGCGACGUAUGCAAGCGCGUCCUACAACCCAUGGGCUCCUCGGCUUCACGACCGCUAUCAAAAGCAUCUGGAUGCCCCAUAUGAGAAGCUUCCCGACCUUCGGCUCAAUUUUACUCACUCCGUUUUUCCGUGUGCCACCUUCAACUUUGGUGGCAGUGUUUGGACCUUCAAGCAUCGCGACAUCCUUAACUGCCCCUAUGGCUGGUGCGCCCUUACUACCCUUGGUCGCUCUGACCAUAGGCGGGGCGGACAUAUCCUAUGGGAGCUCAAGAUCUUCAUUCAGUUCCCUCACGCAUCCACCAUUUUUAUUCCUUCAGCCACCAUUACCCAUUCCAAUAUUCCACUGGCUGCCGGGGAUAGCCACAUCUCCUUUACUCAGUUUUUUGCAGGUGGCAUAUUGCGCUGGGUGGACAAUGGGUUUCGGACAGAAAAAGGGAUGAAAGUGAAGCGUUGGCAGAUGGGUCUGGGCUUGUUAUCUACGUUGGAUCAGAUUUUGGAGCUGUAUUGA